Suillus plorans is the source of this 2259-nucleotide messenger RNA. RefSeq lists its product as uncharacterized. Lineage: Eukaryota; Fungi; Basidiomycota; Agaricomycetes; Boletales; Suillaceae. The transcript is spliced from 6 exons. The coding region runs from base 78 to 2009 and encodes 643 amino acids. The record is from RefSeq and is a predicted model, not a curated record.
CCCGGAGGUACAGCUUCCGUGAAAAGACUUACACGGAUCCCUAAGUUGUAGUUGUUCCGUGCACACUGCACAACCAGAUGUCCGAAGAAUCGGGUUUGAGCGCCAUUCUCGAAGAAAUUCUCCAGGCGCACUUAUCAUCACCAAAUGACUCAUCUUACGAGAGUGCUAAAGCGAAACUUGCUCAAGAACGCAGACAUAUAGGCCACAAUUCACGCCUGGUGAAGGUUCUGAGUUACGAAAAGCUCAUCUUAGUCCUGGCUCUCGUACUUCUUCCCCUCGGUCGUCACUUCCGUGGACGGCGGGAGUUUUCUGUUGUUUGGCUGGAGAAAUCUAUUGAAACAGUAAUGGGGCUAUACCUUCGAUUUAUUGUGUCGCAGAUUGAUACCAUGAAGAAAUUAGCGUCCGACGACGAUUUCCCAGAUUACAAGACUGUAAAUGCCACCCUAGAACAGGCUGAUGAUGAUGGUCCCGAGGGUGCCGAAGCUCAGAGACAAAUUGGCCUAUGGAAAAUGCAGAUCACUAACUCGCAAGACAUAUCAAACCUUGCGGUUUUUGAUGAUGUAUUCGAUAAGAUCGAUACUUGUGCCGAGGACGUAUUUAGUACAUGUAUUCACACUGACAUAGGUGAGAAGACCAAUGCGUACCUAGGCGCCUUGAAACACUACCGUCACAAGAUCACAACAAUUUUGCGAAAAAAAUGGUUGGAAGAGAGCAACGACGCCAUAGAGGCAAACGAUGUCAUGCGACGAUAUGACAAGAUAACAGCUCGUAUUGCUGUGUGGUUGUCACCUCAGGAUGAUGCAAGCAAUGCACCCAUUCCCCUGUUGUCUGCUUGGCUGCUAGACUAUGCAUGGUCGUCUCUCAGUGUCGUGAAGGAAGGGGUAAUUGAAAUUUGCAGGUGGUUCGAGCCCCUUCUCGAGUAUUACCCUGCUCUUCAUGUCAAGAGCCACGAGAUGGACGACAAAUCAGAGGUAAUGAUCCACAAUGUCGUAAACCAUGUAGUAAGGAUCUAUGCACCAGAUGCAGAUAUACAGCUAUGUCAUUUCUUGUGGGAGCGCCGAAACACUCUGUUACUCCACCUUCACAACACGAUGUCGACAAUCAGCCAGGAGGAGACUCAACAGGACCGUCCCAAAGACAUGGUGCAGGUCAAUAUCGCUUUCGACAAACUUCCAAGAGAUGAGAAACGAGUAUUUGAACAACUUCUUGUGUCAAUGAAGAACAUUUCGAAAGGGAACUUAUGCUUUAGCCAGAGCAGGGGUACCUAUGCUAUGCGUGUCACGAAAUGGAGGUGGCGAGACAAGACACUGAAGAAUGCAAAACGUGACAUCGAACCCUUGGUCAAGGCAGUAUUGCUCGAACUACGAAAAGCAAGGGAAUACAGAACUGUGAUCUUGGCGGACUCCAUUAUCGCUGGCCUCAGAAAGCAACUCGAGCAUAUUCUCGUUCAAAUGAUGAAACCGAACUUUCACUUUCGACUUAGUGACAAAUUUGCGACGAGUAUAAUGUGGCAGUGGUGGGACGACAUAGAGAUUCCCAAGGGUGUCACUCCCAUUACGUCUGCUAACAUAGACGAAGCCUUCAAGUCAAAGCUGCAACAGAUUCAGCUAGAGCAACGGGAUCAGGAUGCGAUAAAAGAGCUUGUCACAUACGUCAAACAUAUGACUUGUGCCCAAGCAACAACUGAAAAGGAUAGCGCGUUGAAUUUGGAGGUUGCCAAGACGUUGAAUGCCCUUGUACAUGCUCUCAAAUCCAACAGCACUCGUCUCCAUAACUGUAGCAUGGCAAUGGAUUCAGAUUUGUCUUGUGAUGUCAGGGUGGCCGUUCAAUUCAAGAUUCCCAAAACAAAGGACCAGAUUCAUGCAACCACUCUAGAGCCCCAGAUUUCUGGCCCUUCCUCAAAACGUCACCGAUCAACCACCGUCUCUGAAUCGCCUGGCGCAAUGAAGAAAAGGGCUCGCAGCUCUCCCUUUACUAUUUCUGACUCUGAUGAGGAUCUCGUUGGUUGACUCUUAUGCCAUUCUUCAUAUGGUUUUACUGUUUUGUCAGAGUUUCUCUGCAUGCGGCUUUUGUAUAACUCAUCACUAAACUUUUUAAUUCAAUCACGUACUAGUAUAUAACCAUCCUUGUUGAUAAUUUCAUGAUCAUGCGGAAUUUUGGCGAGUGAUCCUGCCUCUUUUGGAUCAACGAGAGAACGACAGCGGCACAUGUUACUUACCUUAAGUCUCUGCAGUGAUUGGCCAUCACUGCGCCGCACGA